Molecule: messenger RNA, 1904 nt
Organism: Linderina pennispora
Lineage: Eukaryota; Fungi; Kickxellomycota; Kickxellomycetes; Kickxellales; Kickxellaceae
Product: MFS general substrate transporter
Exons: 1
Coding region: 109-1572 (487 amino acids)
Biological process (GO): transmembrane transport; carboxylic acid transport
Cellular component (GO): plasma membrane
Molecular function (GO): carboxylic acid transmembrane transporter activity
Source: RefSeq, a predicted model, not a curated record
CAUUGUAUCGCCGAACCCAAUUAGCAUAGGAACAUCGCUCUCUGCUACUUUGCGCUACGACUAAUACUCGCCUUACUAUCCUGUUCAGCUUCACUCUGGUACCUGGCAAUGGCUGGCAGCAUCAUCGAAGAGAAGGCUACUGUCCAGGAGAUGACGCCCGACGUUGUCUCGGACAGCAAGCCUGGCACGUUUGACCAUAUCAAGGAGUUCUUCACCGAGAAGCCCAAUUUCCAUCUGGCGCGGCAGAAUCCGCUGGAGCUGAUGAAGCUGACACCGCGCCAGGCGUUCACGUUCUCGGUCGCGUUCCUGGGGUGGAUGGUUGAUGCUAUCGACUUUUUCUGCGUAUCCAUGACUACCACCGAGCUGGCUGCUUCGUUUGACUGUGAGGUCUCGGACGUCACUAGUGCGAUCACCACUACUCUGAUGCUUCGCCCGAUCGGCGCCUUGAUUUUCGGCGUCAUCGCGGAUCGCUACGGCCGCCGGAUCCCGCUCAUGGCAAACCUGUUCCUGUUCACCGUUAUUGAGCUGGCAUCAGGCUUCUCCAAGAACCUGUCGACGUUUAUCGGACUUCGCGCGGUCUACGGUAUCCUGAUGGGCGGCGAAUGGGGACUGGGUAAUUCGCUGGCGAUGGAGACGCUGCCGGUCGCGUCGCGCGGAAUCUUCUCUGGCAUCCUGCAAGAAGGGUAUGCGGUUGGGAAUCUGAUUGCCGCGCUGCUUUACUAUGCGGUUGUGCCGAACCUGGGAUGGCGCGCGCUGUACUGGAUCUCAAUCAUCCCGGCUGUCGUUACCAUUGGACUGGCGUACUUCCUCAAGGAAACUGACGUAUGGCUGGCUAACCGUGCCACCCAGCGUGGCAAGUCCAAGCGCAUGUACCAGACGGCAAUUGACAUGCUCAAGAAGCACUGGCUGCGCUGCAUCUAUUCUAUCAUCCUGAUGGCUGGUAUGAACUUUAUGUCGCACGGCUCACAGGAUCUAUACCCGACCUUCUUGAAAAAGCAGCAUGGCUACACGCCCAGACAGGCUACCAUUGGCACGGUCGUUGGUAAUCUGGGCGCUAUUGUCGGUGGAAUCAUCUUUGGGUACAAUUCAGAGUACUUUGGCCGUCGCCGCACCAUUGCGUUCUGCUGCAUCUGCGGCGCCUGCUUCAUCCCGCUAUGGAUCCUGCCCCAGAGAUAUGGCCCGCUGCUUGCCGGUGCAUUCUUUAUGCAGGUGUUUGUCCAAGGCGCCUGGGGCGUCAUUCCGGUGUACCUCAGCGAGAUUUCGCCUGCUGCAUUCCGCUCCACUUUCCCUGGCCUGUCAUACCAGCUCGGUAACCUGAUCUCGGCCAGUGCCAGCCAGAUCGAAGCCAAGCUCGGUGAGAAAAACCCGCUGCCUGAGCUGCGCGACGGCAAGCGCAUCCCAGACUAUGGCCGCACCCAAGGGACUCUCAUAGGAAUCAUCUUUGCGAUCGUGUUUAUCCUCGUCAUCAUCGGCCGUGAGGAGCGCGGCAAGGUCUUCCAGAAGGCCGAUCGGGAGGAGCUCGAUGGCAGCCCUGACGUCGAGAAGGGCGAGUUUACCGAGACCAGGGCAUAAGCUGCAGACUACGUAUUUACCACACUUCUAAUAUAUCUCGCGACAUAUCAAUGCACCACGUCGUGUGCGUUGGCCGCAGUUAGCGGAGGCAGGGCUGCAUGUGGCUAGCACCUAUGUCCAGUCAUCCGUCAUUAUCGGUCAGGACCGAGCCGCCCGCCCAAUGAGUUGCGGCUCGCCAAUCAGCUCAGGCGGAUCGUCUGCUCAGUCGCUUGGUUUAGCCGGUGCUGGCGUCGUGGGUGGUUACGCCAGCGGCGACGGGGCAACCUGACCCGUCUUUUUGCUUGCUGAAAUUUGGUUUGUAGAAUAUCCUUCCAUUUCUUCUCCGAUUGCGA